Messenger RNA from Bactrocera neohumeralis, 1806 nucleotides. RefSeq names its product putative inorganic phosphate cotransporter (gene MFS12). The record is from RefSeq and is a predicted model, not a curated record. Gene Ontology annotation, biological process: monoatomic anion transport; transmembrane transport. Gene Ontology annotation, cellular component: plasma membrane. The transcript is spliced from 4 exons. NCBI's taxonomy places the organism in Eukaryota, Metazoa, Arthropoda, Insecta, Diptera, Tephritidae. The coding region runs from base 265 to 1716 and encodes 483 amino acids. Gene Ontology annotation, molecular function: transmembrane transporter activity.
GGGUUUUAGUCGCUCAGUGACGCCCUCCAAAGAUGUGGUGAGUUUGAAAUUUGCUCCCGAAGUAUUAUACUCGUACAUAUAGUAUAUAAAGUGCGGUUGAAUAACUGUGAUCUCAACUGCCAGUCGCGUCGAAGUUUGUUUUAGCGUGAGAUUGAAGUAUUUAAAGCCACGGUGAUAAAACACAAUUAAGCAAUAAAAUUUUAUAUAGUGGCAAAUAUAGACAGUGUGUGUAUUACCAGCAUAAAAGAGACUAACGUGAAGAUAAUGGGCUUUAAAAAAUCCAUGAAUGUGCAGGGAUCCCUGGCUGAGAAUGAAAAACCAAAUGCAUUCGGCGUUCGCCAUGUACAGGCGUUACUAAUGUUCUUCGGCAUGGCGUUCGGCUACUUUCUGCGUGUUAAUAUUUCUGCUGCCAUUGUUCCAAUGACGAAGCCUCGAACCACAGGCGACGAUUACUAUGACUGGGAUUCCUCGACAAAAUCGUUAAUACUGAGCAGCUUUUUUUGGGGUUAUGUGGUGGCACAAGUACCUGCUGGUUUACUGGCCAAACGUUUCGGUGGCAAACUAGUACUUGGCAGUGCCACUGUGCUGGCUUCGAUUAUAACAAUGUUACACCCUUGGGCAGCAUCUGGCGGCAGUUGGCAAGUAAUAUGCUUUCUGCGUGUAUUAAUUGGACUGACGCAAGGCGUUCUUUAUCCAUCGGUGCAUACGUUGUUGGCCAAAUGGGCGCCACGUACGGAGCGUAGCUUUUUGGCUACUUCGGUGUAUUCGGGUGCACAAUUUGGCACGGUGAUUAUUUUGGCUACAAGCGGUUUCAUUUUCGACUCCAGCAUGGGUUGGCCGGGUAUUUUUUAUAUUUCCGGUGCUGUGGCGUUGGCUUGGUCGAUUUUGUUUUUAGUUUUUGGUGCGGAUUCGCCAAAGGACUCAAAGGUGAUAUCCAAACAGGAACGUGAAUAUAUUGAGCAUCUUACAGGCAGCGGUUCGGAGAGUACGUCUUUGCCCGUACCGUGGAAGUCCUUAUUCACAUCACCUCCAUUUUAUGGUCUUAUCGCAGCUCAAACGGGUUUCACUUGGGGCUUUUACACACUCCUCACCGAAAUACCAACCUAUAUGGAUUCGGUACUGAAGUUAAAUGUCGCUUCGAAUGCGCUUUUAUCGGCUUUGCCAUACUUCGUAAUGUGGCUGUUAUGCCUGAUCGUUAGCCCGAUAUCCGAUAUGCUUAUCAAUAGAAAUAUACUGAGUACCACAGUUGGGAGAAAGCUAUUCAACACCAUUGGUCAAUGGAUACCUAUGGCUUGCCUAAUUGGUAUGAGCUAUAUGACGAGUGAAGAGAGUGUAGCGGCUAUAACGUUGCUUACGAUCGGUGUGGGUUUCAAUGCGGCUGCGUUUUGUGGAUAUUUAGUCAAUCACAUGGAUCUUUCGCCGAAUUUCGCUGGACCAAUGAUGUCCAUUUCGAAUGGUUUUGGCAAUUUGUUGUCAUUAUUUGCGCCAUUAGUUGUUGGCGCUGUCGUAGUAAAUGAGGAGGAACCCAGCGAGUGGCGGAUCGUUUUCUAUAUAACCGCUGGCGUUUAUUUAGUGUGUAACGCUUUAUUCAUCAUAUUUGGUCAGGCAACAAUACAACCAUGGAAUGAUCCAACGAAUUUGCCCACAAGCACAAAGCCGCAGUCAAUUGAAAGGAUAGGGGAAGUUACAGAGGCUACGGUUACUAAAUUCGAGUAAAUUGGGAUUCGAUAACUUUAAAGCAACAUUAUUAAGAACUGAUAGCAUAUAAGAAAUAUAUAAUAAAUAGAUUACAUAAAUCCUAUGGUA